CAUAGUUACGUUUAGUUUACGAAUUGAUGAAUGGUUUUAUAGUUGUAGUGAAUGUGACCAUGUUCAUUUCAUUUCAUACAUCUGUCGAAGUGGUAAACGAUUAAAAGCAACAGAAGUGAUGGCGAGCGAAGACAAGUUGACUCGACUGGCGAUCGUCUCGACCGACAAAUGUAAGCCCAAAAGGUGUGGACAGGAGUGCAAGAAGUGGUGUCCAGUCGUACGGAUGGGGCGGUUGUGCAUCGAAGUGACGGCCAGUCAUACGAGCGCUGCGAUUAGCGAACACUUGUGCAUCGGGUGUGGUAUUUGCGCGAAGAAGUGUCCGAUGGGUGCCAUACAUGUGGUGAAUGUGCCGACAGACCUGAGCCGAGACACAACCCAUCGGUUCGGACCAAACGCUUUCAAAUUGCAUCGAUUGCCGACUCCUAGAGCGGGACAGGUGUUGGGUUUGGUGGGCGCCAACGGCACCGGAAAAUCGACAGUUCUUAACAUACUGUCCGGUAAACUGACCCCCAAUUUGGGUCGUUACGGUUCAGACGCUCCUGAUUGGCCUCAAAUUGUGUCACAUUUCCGCGGCUCUCAACUCCACAACUACUUCAGCCGUAUAUCUAAGGAUAACAUGAAAGCUGUAAUUAAGCGCCAAUUUGUGGACCAAAUACCAAAAGCGGUGUCGGGAGUGGUGUCCGCAUUACUCGACCACAAGAAUGAUAGGCAUAACAAAGAGGACGUCUGCCGAGCAUUAGAUCUCUCGCCAGAGAUUUGCGGCCGAAAUGUGAGUGAAUUGAGUGGAGGAGAACUGCAACGGUUUGCCAUCGCUAUGGUAUGCAUACAAAGGGCUGAUGUCUUCAUGUUUGACGAGCCCUCCAGUUAUCUGGACGUCAAACAGAGGCUCAAAGCGGCACAAGUCAUACGAGAGCUGAUCCAAGAGAACACGUUUGUCGUUGUCGUUGAACACGACUUAUCUGUUUUGGAUUAUCUGUCGGACUAUAUCUGUUGUCUGUAUGGCGUUCCCGGCGCUUAUGGUGUCGUAACACUUCCCAUAUCCGUCGGCAAAGGUAUUAAUAUAUUCCUCGACGGCUACUAUCCGACAGAGAACUUGCGGUUCAGGGAUUCGGCGCUUGACUUCAAAGUGUCUGAAACAGGGGAUGAAAAACAAGUGAAGCGAUUGCGUAGACAUGAGUACCAGACAAUGGUUAAGCGAUUUGGACAGGCAUUUGAGUUGACGGUGCAAUCGGGCGCAUACACUGAGUCUGAGAUAAUUGUUUUAUUGGGAGAGAACGGGACGGGAAAGACUACAUUCAUACGAAUGCUUGCGGGGCAUCUCAAACCAGAUGGGACGGACAGUACGGGCCCUACACUUGCUAUCAGUUAUAAGCCACAGAAGAUUAGCGCAAAAUUUGAUGGAAAUGUCAGAAAGUUGUUGACGGAUAAGAUGAGUGACACCUUCAUUGACCCCCAAUUUCAGGCAGAAGUUGUCAAACCCCUGCAGAUCGACAACAUUAUAGACCAGGAAGUGGUGAACCUGUCGGGAGGGGAACUCCAGAGAGUGGCUCUGGUGUUGUGUUUGGGUCGACGGGCGGACGUCUACUUGAUUGACGAGCCGUCGGCUUAUUUGGAUUGCGAGCAGCGUUUGGUCGCCGCGAAAGUCAUCAAAAGGUUUUUACUUCACUCCAAGAAAACUGGUUUUAUAGUCGAACACGACUUCCUUAUGGCCACAUAUCUGGCCGAUCGAGUGGUCGUGUUUGAGGGCCAGCCGUCCGUCAAGACUGUGGCCACGAGUCCGCAGACACUGUUGUCGGGAAUGAAUAGAUUCUUGAGAUCCGUGAACAUUACGUUCAGAAGGGAUGCGACAAACUUUAGGCCGAGAAUUAAUAAAUUGAAUUCAAUUAAAGACAUUCAACAGAAGAAAAGUGGCAAUUAUUUCUUUCUGGACUGAAACACCACUCAAUGGACAUAAGAUUGUCAUUUGACGGUCUAAUCGUCCCCAUAAUUGUCGACCAACUCCACAGACUGCAACUAAAACCUAAACCUCAGAAUUGGGUUUCAUAUUAGACUGCAAUUCUUACAAUAGGUCUAACAGUUAGACUCUAACUUAUGGUCAGGGG
Messenger RNA from Oppiella nova, 2102 nucleotides. Lineage: Eukaryota; Metazoa; Arthropoda; Arachnida; Sarcoptiformes; Oppiidae. The record is from the annotation of a GenBank genome assembly.